AUGCAGCAACAACUUACUCUGCUGCUGCAACAGCAGCAGCAGAAACCCCUGGCGCCCGAAGCAGCAGCAGCAGCAGCAGCAGCAGCAGCUAGCAGGACGCCUAGCAGCGACACCAAUGGUCAAGGUGCACCUUAUACAUCCCUGUAUCGCACAGCAGAGGAGCAGCAGCAGGAUAACGCAGCAGCAGCAGCAGUAGCAGCAGCAGCAGCAGACCCGAUGCAGCUGCAACUCGACGGUGUAUGUACACCUGAACCCUCCCCAGCAGCAGCAGCAGCAACAACACCAACACCUGCUGCUGCUCCUGCUGCAGCAGAUCCAACCGUCCAAGCAGCAGCCUUUGGUGCAGCAAACCCUAUUAAGGAUGAGCAGCUCCAAGGACAACUGCAGCAGCAGCAGCUGCAGCAGCAGUUGGAGCAGCAGCAGCAAUUACAACAGCAGCAGCUGCAGCAGCAGCAGCAGCUACAACCACAGUUGCAGCAUCCUGCUGCGCUGCAUGACGUAGGUGCUGCUGCAGAGCAGCUCCCAUUGGAGCACCAACUGCAACAGCAGCAACUGCAGCAGCAGCAACUGCAGCAGCAGCUAGAGCAGCAGCAGCUGCAUCAGCUGCAGCUGCAGCAGCUAGAGCAGCAGCAGCACGACAUGGUAUCUAUGUAUCAUGUUGCUGGUGGUGUAGAUGUAUCCUCUGCUUUGCUGCUGCAGCAGCAGCUGCUGCUGCAGCAGCAGCUAAAGCAGCAUCAGCAGCAGCUGCUGCAGCAAGACUAUGGUGCAGGUGUAAAAGGUUUGCUGCUGCCGCAGCAGCAGCUGCUGCCUCCUACACCGCAGCAGCACCAGCUAGACCAGCAGCAGCAGCAGCAGGACUUCGAGCAGCAGCAGCAGCGAACAGCAUUGCCUAAAGUUGUUGGCGUCCGCUUCGAUAAAGAUGGUACCCGUCUUGGUGCGGACGGUGCUGCUGAUGCAGCAGCAGCAGCAGCAGCAGCUGCUGCUGCUGCAGUGGGUACAACCCCUGGUGCUGGAGGAGCAGGUGCAGCAGGUGGUGCAGCAGGAGCAUCAGGCGCAGCAGCAGGUGCAGCAGGUGGUGGAGAAGGAGGAGAUUCAUCUUCCUCUUCCUCAUCAGCAGCAGGAGCAGCAGCAGCAGCAGCAGAAGAAGGAAGAGAGGACGAUGACGAUCCGGGAUCGGCUUGGAUCCCAGAGGGGAGACGGGGAUCGACACGAUCCCAGCUAAGGAGGAGACGAAUAGUAAGCAGCAAGUUUUCCCCUGAGGGUGUGGGGUCUGUUAAGAGACACAGGAGACCAAUUACUCCUGCUGCUGCUGCUGCUGCUAAUCCUGCUGCAGCAGCAGGUGCACCAGGAGCAGCAGGAGGUGUUGCAGGUGCAGCUACAACACCUGCUGCAGCUGCUGCCGCAGCUGCAGCAGCAGCAGCUGCAGCAGCAGGAGCUGGAGGUGCUGGGAUACCUGGGAAGGCACCUCCAUCUGUAGCUGCUGCUCAGGCUGCUGCAGCAGCAGCAGCUGCAGCUGCUGCAGGUAUGCCGGGUCUGGAUCCUGCUGCUGCUGCUGCUGCUGCAACAGCAGCAGCAGCAGCAGGACCCUGUGGUAUGGGUCAGCUGUUCGGCAGCAACGAGUACCUUGAUGGAUCUAUUGGCUCUUUCUUGGAUGCCUACCUAAGAGGAGACGCAGCAGCAGCAACGAUGAAUCUCCCGCUGCAGCUGCCUAAGGUUGAUGAUGCUGCAGCAGCAGCAGCAGCUGCUGCUGCUGCUGCUGCUGCUGCAGCAGCAGCCGGAGGAGGAGCAGCACCCGGUACGGCUGGAGCUACACACCCAACAGGAACAGCAGCAGCAGCACUACAGAAUGGUGCAGCAGCAGCAGGUACACCUGUUGGCACGGAUGCUGCUGCUGCUGCUGCAGGCUCCCUUAUGGCAGCAAAUAGGCAGCAGCAAGCUGCUGCUGCUCCUGUUCUUGUUGGAAGACUGCAGCAGCAGCAAGCAUCGGCAGCAACGCCAGGGAGCGCAGACACGACGAAGGAUCUAGCUGCAGCAGCAGCAGCAAGAGAUAGAGAGGCGCAACAGCAACGGCAGCAGCAGCAGCCUAAGCUGCAGGGAGUUGCGGAUACACCCCAAGGUUUCCCAAUGGAAGGAUUAGGAACUGAGAACGGGGAAGGUUUAUCUGCUGCUCCUCUUUGUGCUGCUCCUUCUCCUUUUGCUUCCCUCCUUGAGUUAGCGUCUGUUGGUAAGUUUGGUGUUGGUGGUGUUGAUGGGUUUGGAGGUUUUGGAUCAUUAGGAGGAGGUGGAUCGUUAUUACCUGGAUCUGCUGCUGCAGCUGCUGCUGCUGCUGCUGCUGCUGAUAGUAAUGGUGUAUUAAUGCAGCUGAUGGGUGCUCCUCAACUUGGUGCAGCAGGAGGUGGACCUGCAGCAGCAGCAGCAGCAGCAAAUAAUGCAGCAGCAGUAGCAGCAGCAGCAGGAUUAGGUGCAUCAUUCCCUGGUGCAGGUGCAGCAUCACCAGCAGCAUUUGGUUUGUUGCAGUUACAGCAGCAGCAGCAAGGUGCUGCUGCAGCUGCAGCAGCAGCAGCAGCAGCAGCAGCAGCAGGUGCUGAUAGUUUGGGUCUAUAUAAGGAGAUAAUUAUAUUUUUGCUUUUUUCUCUAAGAAAUUUCCUAGAGACAUCGUUAUCUGCUGCUGCAGCAGGAAUACCUGCAUUAGGUAAUCCUAGUAAUCCUGCUGCUGCUGCUGCUGCAGCAUUAUCACCACCAACUGCAGCAGCAUCAGCAGCAGCAGCUGCAGCAGCAGGUACACCUGCAGCAACAGGUAAUAAUACACCUGUACCAUCACAACAACAGCAGCAACAGCAACAACAACAACAACAGCCAACAACUGGUGAUGCAGCAGCAACAGGACAAAACAGCAGCAGCAACAGCAGCAGCAGUAAUACAACAAAUGCUGCUGCAGCAACAACAGAUCCAACAACAACAACAGCAACAACAACAACAACAACAACAGACCCAUCAACAGCAACAGCAGGAGAAGGUACAACAACAACAACAGCAGCAACACCUGGCACUACUCCUCAACAACAGCAACAGCAACAGCAACAGCAACAGCAGCAACAACAGCAGCAACAACAGCAGCAACAACAGCAGCAACAACAGCAACAGCAACAACAAUUAGGUAUAUCAUAUAUGAAUAAUACAAACGGAUCAUCAUCAUCAUCAUCACCAUCAACAACAACAACAACAACAACAACAACAACAACAACAACAGCAGCAACAACAGGAACAGGAGGAGGAACAGGAACAGGAACAGGAACAGGAACAGGAACAGGAACAGGAGGAGGAACAGGAGGAACAGGAACAGGAGGAGGAAUAGGAGGUAUAUUAUCAUCAUCAUCAUCAUUUUUAUAUGAUAUAUUAUAUUCAUUAGAAGGACAUAUAUUAUUUGUAUUUAAUUGUUAUAAAUUAAAAGAAUUAAUUUUUUAUUUAAAUUUAUUAUAUCCAUCUAUAACUAAGAAAUUAUUACUGCAGCAGCUACCGCAUGCACAACUUAUGAGAAUUAUUAAGAUAUUAAUUAUACAAAGACCUAACUUUGAUCUAUUACAGCUGCAACAACAGCAACAGCAACAGCAACAACAGCAGCAAGUGCAGCAGCAACAGCAGCAAGUGCAGCAGCAACAAGUGCAGCAGCAACAGCAAGUGCAGCAGCAACAAGUGCAGCAAGUGCAGCAAGUGCAGCAACAGAUAUUAGAUAAUAGUGGAAUCACCACGACACAACAUGAUACUCAUCCUCAUCAUCCUCCUGCUGCUGCUGGAUUGCAACAAGUGCAGCAAGUGCAGCAAGUGCAGCAGCAACAAGUGCAGCAAGUGCAGCAACAAGUGCAGCAAGUGCAGCAGCAAGGUGUUGUUGAUCAACAACAACAACAUGGUAGUAAUAAUAGUACAGGGACAGGAGGAGGAGCAACAACAACAGGAAAUGAUCCUGCUACUACAACAACAACAACAACAACAGCUGCUGCAGCUGCUGCAGCUGCUGCUGCUGCAGCUACACUUAGCAUGCAACAACAAAUGGCUGCAGGUCUGCUACAUUUUAAUCAAGGGUUAUGUCCUCCUCAUCCAACAACUUUUCCUAUUCCUUCUCCUCCUCCUCAUCCUCAUCAUCCUCAUCCUCCUAUUGAUGCUGCUGCAGCAGCAGCAGCAGCAGCUGCAGCAGCUGCAGCAGCAGCAGGUGGUGCAGCAACAGCACCACCUAAUACUGCUGUAACAGCAACACAUCAUCUACUUGGUGCACCUAUACAAGAUCAUCAACAACAGCAGCAACAGCAGCAACAGCAACAGCAACAGCAGCAGCAACAGGCUACAACAGGAGGAGUUGUUGUUGAGCCGACACAAGCAGCAGCAGCAGCAGCAACAACAACAACAACAGCAACAGCAACAGGAUCUACACGUCCUGAUGUUAUACAACAAGACACUGCAGCAGCAGCAACAACAGGAACAACAGGAACAACAGCAGCACAGGGGGGAGAUGUAUUAGUAGGAACAACAACAACAACAACAACGGGACUAUCUACACCAGCUGAUAACAAUGCAGCUGCAGCAGCAGCAGCAGCAGCAGCAGCAGCGUCUACAACCACUGCAGAUGCAGCAGCAGCAGCGUCUACAACCGCUGCAGCAGCGCCUGCAGCAGAUGCACAAACAGCAGCAGCAGCAGCAGCAGCAGCGCCUGCUGCAGCAGCACAAGAACAGCCAUUGUCUAAGUCAUUAUUUGCUGAGUCCCUUCAAGAACAACAAAGACAACAACAACAGCAGCAGCAGCAGCAGGAACAGCAGCAGCAGCAACAACAACAACAACAACAAUCUGCAUGUACAGAUGCACAACAGCAGGAAUGUAGUGUAGGUGCAUUAGCUCCUGCUGCUGCUGCUCCUCCUCCUCCCUCUGGUGAAGGUGACCUGCAGCAGCAGCAGCAACAACAGCAACAGAUGCCUGUAGAUUCAACGCCCGAAACAGCAACAGCAGCAGCAACAGCAGCAGCAGCAGCAGCAGCAAGUGAGCCUGCAACAGGAGAGGCAGGUGGUGAGGUAAGCGCCGCUGCUUAA
Molecule: messenger RNA, 5076 nt
Organism: Eimeria maxima
Lineage: Eukaryota; Apicomplexa; Conoidasida; Eucoccidiorida; Eimeriidae
Exons: 4
Coding region: 1-5076 (1691 amino acids)
Source: RefSeq, a predicted model, not a curated record